Oryzias melastigma (Indian medaka) is the source of this 2007-nucleotide messenger RNA. RefSeq names its product capping actin protein of muscle Z-line subunit beta (gene capzb). NCBI's taxonomy places the organism in Eukaryota, Metazoa, Chordata, Actinopteri, Beloniformes, Adrianichthyidae. Gene Ontology annotation, cellular component: cytoplasm; F-actin capping protein complex. The coding region runs from base 301 to 1125 and encodes 274 amino acids. Gene Ontology annotation, molecular function: actin filament binding. The transcript is spliced from 10 exons. The record is from RefSeq and is a predicted model, not a curated record. Gene Ontology annotation, biological process: actin cytoskeleton organization; cell morphogenesis; barbed-end actin filament capping.
UGCCUCUUUUGCUCUGCUGCUAUUGGCUGCAGCUGAGACAGCCCGAAGUGACCCGGAUGUACAAACCGAGGCCUGUUUUCUCGCCGUGGCCUCCUUCCUGUAGCCCGGUUGAGGAAGUGAAUUUCGCUGACAGGGCUGGGUUCACUGAGGGAGAGGCGCUGAAAACAUCUUCCGCAGGGGACGAAAUAAAAAUAAAAACCACAAAAAGCGACAGAGACGAGUUGGUGAAUUAACAGCGAACCUAAGGCGCACCGGCAUCUGUGGAUAGUGCUCCCCUGCCCCGCUGAGACCGCCGCAGACAUGAAUGACCAGCAGCUGGACUGUGCUCUGGACCUGAUGAGGCGUCUGCCUCCUCAGCAGAUCGAGAAGAACCUCAGCGACCUCAUCGACCUGGUUCCCAGUCUGUGCGAGGACCUCCUCUCCUCUGUGGACCAGCCCUUGAAGAUUGCCCGGGACAAGGUGGUGGGGAAGGACUACCUGCUCUGUGACUACAACCGAGAUGGCGACUCCUACAGAUCCCCCUGGAGUAAUAAGUACGAGCCCCCCAUCGAAGACGGCGCCAUGCCUUCAGCCCGCUUGAGGAAACUGGAAGUGGAGGCCAACAACGCCUUUGAUCAGUACAGAGACCUGUAUUUUGAGGGGGGCGUGUCUUCCGUGUACCUCUGGGACUUGGAUCACGGCUUCGCGGGAGUUAUUCUCAUAAAAAAGGCCGGGGAUGGAUCCAAGAAGAUCAAAGGAUGCUGGGACUCCAUUCAUGUGGUGGAGGUGCAGGAGAAGUCGAGUGGUCGUACUGCUCACUACAAACUCACCUCCACCGUCAUGCUGUGGCUGCAGACAACCAAAACCGGAUCUGGUACCAUGAACCUCGGUGGCAGCCUUACAAGACAGAUGGAGAAAGACGAGACGGUCGGAGAAUCUUCGUCCCACAUCGCCAACAUCGGCCGCCUGGUGGAGGACAUGGAGAACAAGAUCCGCUCAACGCUGAAUGAAAUCUACUUUGGGAAGACCAAGGACAUCGUCAACGGCCUCAGAUCGAUUGAGUCUCUGCCCGAUAAUCAAAAGUACCGGCAGCUCCAGAGGGAGCUGUCGCAGGUCCUCACCCAGCGUCAGAUCUUCAUUGACUAGGGUUCCAGGAGUGUUCAGACUCAGGCCGACAAGCAGCAGAAGGACGCUCUGAGGAACGACUUAGUGGAGGCACUCCGGCGCAAACAACCGUAGCACCUUUAGCAGCAGCUAGAGAUGCUUUUCUUUUUUUGUUUUUGUUUUCUCUCUCGUCUCAUCGUCUGCCUCAUCUCUGUUUCUUCGUCUCCUCCAUGUCUGUUCCAGUGCUGCGUUUGUGAAUAACAAGAACAGGAGAAAAUGCUUUGCUUUUUGUUUUUUUUCUGGUCAGUCUGGGUUUUUUAUCCGUCAUAAAGCCAUCCUCUCACUCUUUUCUUCCUGAUCCGUCUCCCACGUAUGAAUAUAAUGAUAGUAUUAUCAAGGUUAACGAUAAUCCUCAGAUAGUAACGAUCCCAUGUGUCCUCAGUCACUCUUCCUCUGUUGAGGAAACCCAGGCUGGAGGUGACGAACGCCCGCCAGGCUGUGGCGUCACGGUUCACCCACUGAGUCUUCGUGCGACACCCCCACUCCUCCCAUCAUGCAUUAGUACUAAACGACGUCCGUCGUGUCGCCGUCAGCCCCAAACGCCAGCAGCUCUGACUCUGCAUGCAUGUGUCCGGACGCUGCAGGACGAGGGGACGGACUGUUAUCACCCCCCACACGUGCACACUCACAUGCACAUUCAGAGUAGACAUGACGGUUACUCCACCUCUUCAGCUCUUCUCUCACCUGCUCUGUCUUUGUUGGGGGUCACAGUUUGUCUUUGUGUGUCAGUGGAAACCUUUGAAUGUUUCCAUGGUGGACGGGAAUCUUUUUUGUUUUUUUUGUUUUUUUUGGCUCUUCUUUUGUAAAGCUUAUGAUUCAUAUUGUAUUAGAGCCUCCAGCAACAAUAAAAACUGUAAAAAGCUA